CCUCGCUGUCAGUCGUCUCUCAGGAGUCGUCGCGGGAAGACAAAAUAACCUUCGCGCCUCUCCUCUCGCUAACUCCUACUAACGUGUGAUACUCCAUUAAAUAACCUUACCUGUGUGUCAUGAUCGCGUAUCAGUGAGGUGAGAGUGUACAUUGUGACGGAAGGAAGGAAAUAAACGAAGGGAGGGAGUAGACGAAUAGUGGAAAGGAUAAACGAGAUAAACGAAAUAGUAACAGCGAAAAGUGAGGAACCGCGAAGGGGACGCCGUUGCAAAGGCUGACGCUUAUCCUCAAUGCCUGACGGAGUGAUGGCGUUGUGACUGACGAAGGAGAGAGCAGUAGGAGGUUAUAGCAGCAGAAGGAGCAGUAGGAGGUUAUAUAGCAGAAGCAGAGCGCCCUUGCCUUCCACCUUCUUCGUCUCCUCCUUCGCCCUCUUCUUUGCCCUCUUCUUCGCCGCCUUCUUCGCCACUCUCGCCCCAACCAUGGUCACAGCAGAUGGUGAUUUUGGACCGUGGAAAAAAAAAGACUGCGGUAGAGGUGGUGGCGGCUGUGGUGGUGGUGGCGUCGGUGGCGGUGGUGGUGGUGGUAGUGGCGGGUCUUCACUCUUCACACACUCCCCGUAAAACUUUAACACGGCGCCACGAACGAGAAGUCGCUAUGCUGAAGCACGCCAGCCCUCUGAAGCCGCCACCAGGCACGCCCCAGCCCCAGACGCAGCCCCCGACAAGCCCCGAGGAGGACACCCAGGCGGCGACACAUCUGCGGGACUCGUACAGUGAGCGCGGCGUGGACUGUGACAGCCUUGUAGUGCCGGCGUCUUUCGCGCGAGCCGAGCGGGCGGCGGGCUACCAGGUGGGCACGUGGUCAGGCGUAUCCCAGGCCAGCGUGCGCCGCGGCCUCUCCUUCAGUGCCCGACGCGCCCCCGACGCCGUCUCCUUCAGGUCUGUGCGCAGCGAGGGCCAGUCCAGCCUCCCGCCAGCCUCGGGGCCGUGCGCCAGCACCAGCAUGACGGACGUGGCCACCCUCACGAAGCAGGAGGAGGCGGGGCGAGGCGGCGAGCACUCCCUCAAGCACUCCCUCAAGGGUGACCUGGCCAGCCUUAAGAGCCUCCUGCGGCUGCCGGGGGUGCGGGGCCACGCCAGGAUCAUCGAGGUCACCAAGGACGGGGUGCUCCUCUCCCCGGAGACCCUCAGCCUCAACUCCGCCGACAGCUUCUUCUCCGCCAACAGUGGCCGCACGUCCUCCAGGAGCUGGUCCUCCAACGCGUCCUCCAACUCCAGCGGCACCAAUGCCUCCAGCGGCUCCAACUCCUCCACCUCAGAGCCCGCCUCGACCACCAUCCGUGUGUUCGCCAAGUGCCUUCGUUCGGACAUCGAGUACAAGACGAUCUCCGUGAACACGCGCGCCAGCUGCCGGGAGGUGGUGGCCCUGCUGCUCUCUAAGUACCGCAUGAGACACCGCGACCCCAACCUCUUCUACCUUACCAUGGAGGUCACCGUGCGGAGGUGUUCCGGCGCGCCCGUGAGGUCCCUGCUGGUGCUUGAGGAGGGCGCGCGGCCCGCCCAGCUGGCCCUCUGCAGGCCGCCCGGGGACUCCAGGUUCGCGCUGCAAAUGCGUCGCGGCGGCGUGGUGAAGAUCCACGACACGGUGCUCAUGCCGGGGUCGCAAUACAAGUCGCUGCUGGUGUCGGACAGGACCACGGCGGAGGAGGUGGUGCAGCUGCUGCUAAACUGUUACAACAGACGCGACAACAAGUGUUACUACGCCAUACACGAGGUCCGACGCAGCCCCGAGUUCAGCGACCGCAUGAUCCAGACGGAGGAGCGGCUGCUGGAGGUGAAGGCGCGGUGGCCGAGGGACAGGCAGGCCGAGUAUGUGUUCGUGUUGAGGCGGAACAUGGCGCAGGCGCUGUCCCUCCGGAAGUUGUCUUUGCGAACGGCGGAGGUGAAGUGGGCGGCGGACUGCGUGGGGGAGGCUGUGAACGGCCCUGUCAGCAGUGCCCCGCCCCCCCGCCCCGCCCCACCCCUACAGACCAACCUUCACCCCCAACCUGCCCCGUCCACACAGCUCCUCCCUUACACCCCACCCGCACCCCAUCCACAGGCUCCUCCCCACCCACAACCCACACCUUUCCCUCAGGCCACCCACCACCCUCAUCCCGUCCCCUACCCCCAGCCUCCUCCUCCCCCGCACCUACAGUCCAUACUCAAGCCACACCCACAACCCACUCACAAGCCACACCAACAGCCCGCCCCGCCCCGACGAGGAGUUCUUGAGGGCGCCGUGAUCGACUGCACCGACGUGACCCCGAGAAUGACCACCAUCAACAGGACGCAACCUUCCACCUCCACCUGCCCCCCUGUCAACCCUGCCGCCCGCUCCUGCCUGACCACCCUCACCACCACUGCUGAAGUCUUCCCCGUCAAGACUCUCGCUAGUGGUGUCCCUGCACGGCCUCCACCACCCCAAAUGGCCACCACUCACGCCCCUCCUUCAGGCAACACUUAUCACUACCCGCCUACCUCGUCUCACGCCCUUCCUCCACCCACGACGCGCGUCCCUUCGUCUGCUACCCAUGGCCCUCCACCACACACCUAUACCCACACCCACGUCUCCACGCCCACAACUACCGCCUCCCCGCCGUCCACCAUCAACGCCCCCGACACCAGGGACUCCGCCACCAACACCGAGGUCAAAGAGGUGUCCAAUAACAGCACGCAGACGGUGGUGUCCAAGCGAGUCGUUGUGCCGCCUUACCCCGCCACCCAACCCCUCUUCGCUAACCUCCCCUUGAAAUCCCUCACUCUUUCUUCCACCCCAUCCAACCCUCCUUCAGUACCUCCACCCUCCUUCACGCAGCCCUCUGAUCCACUUCCCCUCUCAAAGUCACACCCUCUAUCUUCCACCCUCUCUAAUCUCACUUCCAUCUCCUCCUCCACCCAGCAUCUCCUUCCCCCUGACUACCCACCUCCCCCUCCACCUCCUCCUCCUCCGCCGCCGCCGUCAGAAGAGGCUGCACGGCUCCCCCCACCCAGCAGAACGCCCCUCCCUUGGCAGCAUAAGGUGGGGAGCAGCGCCCCCUCCACGUCUAAGAGGGAAGAAGCGGACGGGGUGAAGGAGGUGACGAGAUGUGAAGAGUGGCGCCUCAUCACCACCAACGCCACCCCUUCUUCCUCUUCCUCCUCCUCUUCCUCCACUAUUUCCAUCCCAUCCACCACUUCCUCCUCCUCCUCAGCCUCUUCCGUCCUCUCCACGUUAUCACCGGCCACUUCAUCUCCCUCCACUACUUCCUCCGCCACCACUGUCACCUCCUCCUCCUCCUCCUCCUCCCACUCCUGUAUUUCCUCCUCCUCUGCCACGUCCACCACCACCACCACCUCCACCUCCACCACCGCAUUGAAGACAGACACCUGCAAGCACAACUGUCAACACUGCUUCUACAUCUGACAAUGAAUGCUGCGGGGGGCGUGCGUUGAGGUGCGUGUGCUGGCGUGUGUGUGUGUGUGUGUGUGGGCGUUCGUGCUGCGUGUAUACCUAAGAUUAUAUGAGUGUUCCCGUGGGCGUGUGUGAGCUGUAGGUGCUGCGGUAACGCCCGGGGCACACCGCCAUCGCACACCGCCGAGGCCUGAACUCCAUCCCGCACAAAUAAGAAAUAGUCGUUGAUUAGUACUACCUAUUCUGUACAUUUUAAAGAGUGGAGACGGAUACGAAUGGGGGGUUUCAUACAUCCACUUGUGUCUCUUACUUAGCAUUCCUUAGGUACCGGGUGUAUAUAUGCUGUUCUGUGUGAAGUGUUGACGCAAAUCCAAAAAGAUGCUGCAAUGGUUUUGGUUUAGUGGACCGAGUGUCAAUGCAUCCCUUUGCCCUUUUGUGUGUAUUAUAAGGAGUUCCAAAGAUAAGAUUAUCCUUCUCCAGUGGUUCUUGCCUUGUUUAUGUACAAAAACAAUAGAGAUGAGAGAGAGAUGAAUGUAUGAAUGAAUGAAUUAAUGAUGUAUGAGUGAAUGUAUGUAUGCAUAAUGCCCUGUAUAGUGUCUUGCCCCAUCUGUUUCUUGCCUGAUGUAUAAUUAAGACGGUAGAGUGGAAAGGAUAUUAGCGAUACGAUGGUCUUUGUACAGUGUUUUGAGCCUCCAGAGUCUUGCCCAGUGAAUGACCGCAAAGGUGAAGUGGGCGGUGGGCUGUGUGGGGGAGGCUGUGGGCGGCCCCUUGAACAGUGCCCCGGUGACCCUACAGACCAUGCAUUUUUUUCCCCAAACUUGCCCUGUGGGAGAGGCAGUGGAUAUAUAAUGAUCAAUAAUGAUCAAUCAAUGUGCUUUGGCCUCACAUUUCCUGACCAGUGUAAAAAAAGACUACAAAUCCGAAUGGGAAAGAGAGACAUCAAGUGCUAUUUAUCAGUCCGUCGUGUCCUUGUGUGCCUGGAGCUGCAGGACAAGAUGAGGAGGUGCCUGUACAGUGUGGCGGUGCGUGGCCUCUGCAGCGGGCCAGCAGGUCCCCGAUAGAGCUUUAACUAAUGGAACCAAAUGUUUUUUUAGACUUGUAUAGAAAAUGACUGAUCAAAGUUAUUUCUAGUUCUGUAGACCAAUAAUAAAUGGAUUG
This is a messenger RNA of Eriocheir sinensis (Chinese mitten crab), 4591 nucleotides long. RefSeq names its product mucin-2-like. The record is from RefSeq and is a predicted model, not a curated record. Gene Ontology annotation, biological process: positive regulation of fibroblast growth factor receptor signaling pathway; positive regulation of epidermal growth factor receptor signaling pathway; signal transduction. The coding region runs from base 494 to 3445 and encodes 983 amino acids. The transcript has 8 exons. NCBI's taxonomy places the organism in Eukaryota, Metazoa, Arthropoda, Malacostraca, Decapoda, Varunidae.